This is a messenger RNA of Arachis duranensis, 1360 nucleotides long. RefSeq lists its product as uncharacterized. Bases 944 to 1339 code for a protein of 131 amino acids. The transcript is spliced from 2 exons. The record is from RefSeq and is a predicted model, not a curated record. Lineage: Eukaryota; Viridiplantae; Streptophyta; Magnoliopsida; Fabales; Fabaceae.
UAUCCAAGGUUGAAAAGUUUUUUCCAUUUUUGACGAGUCAUUCUAUGAUUUUAAGAACUUUUUUUUUAAAGUCCAUGCUGUUGAGGGUUACCAUCCCUUCUUUCUGAAGGGGAAUAAUGAACACCAUUUCCCAUUGUACUGGGUAGAAGCAGCCCCUGUCGAGAAAUAUAAUUUGAUAGACUUGAAUGAGGUUGAGGAGGCUAUAGUUGAGUUCUUCCGAGAGGCUUGGGGACGGGCUCCAAACCUUGAUACCAAAAAGUUCCUUCUCGGGACUCCGAGUUAUGUUCAUACCGAGCUAGAAAAAAUGAAAAGCUGUUCCAAGGCUUACCAAAAAGUCCAAAAGGCCAAGAGGAACACCCGAGCUCGAGCUGCUCAGCUGCAGGAGAGUGGCAAGUCGGAUACCCCUUCCCCAAGCAAGUCCGACACGAGUACUUCUUCUCAGGACAAAUCGGAAAACAUUCUUCCUCCUCCUCCUCCUUUUGCUUCCACCCCCCUGUUCCUCCCUUUUCAAAGCCGAGUUCUAAGAAAAGAAAGACCUCAGAAUCUAGUGGCUCCAUUGUUUAUGAUACUGUGUUUGAUGGACUAAGCUUUGUUAGAAAAACAUCCUUCCUCAUAGCUUUGUUGCCAUGGAUGAUGUUUCGAUUAAAAACCAUCUCCGAGUCUUGAUCUGAGGGGGGAUCUGAACUGCUUGGGUUUGCUCUACUUUUCUGAAAGAAUUGGAGAGGACUCCUUUGAAUGCUACUUAGCAUUCUUUCGACGCCCUUUAGGCCAAGGUGGCUUCUCUUUGGGAGAGAGAGAAGGGACUGAAGGAGGAGAAGUUGUCCUGGAAACCGAGCUCUCUAAAGCUCGGGAAAAAGAAAAACAAUCCUCAGUUUCCUGUGCUCGGGCCGAAUGUUUACUGAAGAAGGCCGAACAAAACUAUGACUGAAUUUUUUGGGAGAACAUGGAUUUAAAGGAGGAGGUGAAGCAACUUAGGGAGGACUAUGUUGAUUUGGAGGAGUCAGUUGCUGAGGGAACAGAAGAGGUGUUUGAAAUUUCGAAAAAGCAUGUUCAGGUUCUUGCUCCCGACUUGGACUUAUCCCCUCUUCAUCCUGACAAGAUCGUAGUUGACGGGAAGAUCGUCUCUCCUCCCCAUCCACCUACUGACUCCGAGCUGAAGACUGCUGGUCAGCGCUUGGUUGAGUCUCCUCCUCAAGAAGUCGUUGCUCCCGAGGAGGUGAUGCUGAGUUCCUCCCUUCAGCCAAAAGCAACUCCAACAGAAGAGAAUCCUCCGACUUCCUCCGCCGAACCUGAUUCUUCUCCAGCUCAUGAUCAGAAUCCUUUAAUUGGCUAUGUUUAAUAUUUCAGUUAAGGCCUGACU